UCACGCUACGAAUUAAACAUGUCACGUCGUUGUAAAUACAUGGCGUGAACUAACCUCUCCUUUACGAUUAGAUCGACGAUGUCAGUUUAAGAUGGUUUAAGAAAGUGAUGAUCCAACGAAAGUAACAUGUCGACGUGCACUUAUUCACUUGGAAGGCAUUAACCCGCAUCAUCGCGAAGAUGUUUACCAACCCGUCAUCACACUUUCCACCGUUUACGAAGUCUUUACGUACUAUCGCGACCUUAGGAAAUUGUUUUAAAUUUUAUUUUUAAUUUUUUUUUUUUUUUGGCCGUAUUCGAAUUAUGGACGAGGUUUGGUUUCAUCUCUCAAAUCAGCUUGAAACUUUACAGGUUCAAGUGUCUGUAGCAGUUCAACAGGGACAUCAGUGGUGUAUAACAUGGCUAGAACAGUUGCGUCAGUUUAUUCUACAGCUUUGCGAGGAGCAACAUGCGCAGCAUGCCAAAGAUAUUGCACUGCGCACUGCUGCUUCGGUACAAAGAGGCUGGCAAGAAAUACAAUUUCAGUAUUAUAAUGCCCACUGGAAUACACUUGGCUUUUAUCACCAAUUAGGAACCUUAUGUGCUAAUAAGGUGUCAAGGAGAGAAGCAAUGUUUUGUUUCACUGGUAUAGCACUUGGAACUGUAAUGGGUUAUUAUAUUGGUGUAAAAUGGAAACCUGUUUCUGGUCAUAUACAUCAUAUAAAAGCUAUAGUUUGCCAUCACUAUUAUGGUUUCGAGGAUGUAUCAUUAAUAGAGGAUGUUGAAAUGCCAACAAUCAAAAAAUCGAACGAAUUAUUAAUACAAGUUAAAGCCACUUCGCUUAACGUUAUCGAUACAAAGAUAUGUUAUGGUUAUUCCAGGAUUUAUAGGAGAUUACUUAAUUCAAAACAGAAAGAACCACCUAUAACUUUAGGAAGGGAUUGCGCGGGCGUAAUAGUCGACAUUGGACAAGGCGUUGUCAACUUCGAUAUUGGAGAUGAGGUAUUCUUAGCUGUUCCAUCGUGGGCUCCUGGCACGAUGGCGCAAUAUAUAAUCGUUCCAGAAACGCAAGUAGCAAAACGGCCUAAAUCUUGUUCCUUCGAAGCCUCUGCCAGCCUACCAUACAACGGCUGCUUGGCGUGGGAUGCAUUAGUUAAUCAAUCUGUCAUUAAGGAAGGCAACGCUAAAGGAAAGCGAGUUUUUAUUUAUGGCGGAAGCACUCCAAUUGGUUGCAUCUUGACGCAAUUGAUCAAAUUAUGGGGAGGAUAUGUAGUAACUGCAUGCAGAGGAGCGAACGCAGUGCUCGUAAUGAAAGCAUUAGGAGCCGACGAAGUUAUAACGAUUAACGAAACCGAUAUAGAAAAGGAAUUAGAAAUGCACGAUAAGUAUGAUGCGAUUUUUUAUACUGAUAAACACCCUAUUCAAGAACAUAUUUUAAAGAAACACUUGCUGCCUCAUGGUUCCUACGUAUCUACCGUCCCUGAACAAUUAACGUCAGAUUCGUUGGGACUUAUUUGUAGAAGCAUAUUUGCCGGAUGCAUUAGAAUAAAAUUAUUGGUUCAGUAUAUGUUUGGAUUUAAUAUACAUCAAUGGAAAGAAGGCGCAAAAUUGGACACUGCGUAUCUGCGAGCUUUAUGCGAGCUGACUGAUGCAAACCAAUUACAAACGGUUGUGGACAAAGUAUACGCACCGUACAAUAUCGAGUGGGCCUUGCAACAUGUUUUAGAUCCGAAUUCUAUUGGUAGUACUAUUAUAACAUUUAAGUAAUGUUUUAUCAUUGAUAGAAGAAAAAAUUCUAUACCUUUUGUACAUAACAGUAGUUUGUAAUUUUGGCAUGUAAUCACUGCCGUACAUUGUUAAUAAACAUUCACAUUAUUGAAAAUUAAGAAAUAAUGGUUUAAAAGAUACUUGGUGCUGAAAUAAAGACUGACAUCACAUAA
Molecule: messenger RNA, 1918 nt
Organism: Linepithema humile (Argentine ant)
Lineage: Eukaryota; Metazoa; Arthropoda; Insecta; Hymenoptera; Formicidae
Product: reticulon-4-interacting protein 1 homolog, mitochondrial
Cellular component (GO): mitochondrion
Molecular function (GO): oxidoreductase activity
Source: RefSeq, a predicted model, not a curated record